Molecule: messenger RNA, 375 nt
Organism: Rhododendron vialii
Lineage: Eukaryota; Viridiplantae; Streptophyta; Magnoliopsida; Ericales; Ericaceae
Product: glycine-rich protein 23-like
Exons: 1
Coding region: 1-375 (124 amino acids)
Source: RefSeq, a predicted model, not a curated record
AUGCUCUAUUGUAAAAUCCUAUGUACUGUGAUCAUCAAUAAACGACUGCUCUCUCGGUCCCGUGGACGUACCUGGUUUUGGAAAAUCACGUAUAUUGCUGUGUCAAUUUCUUUACUGUUUUAUACUUGUGAAUCGUGUGUGUGUGUGCUUCGAUCCUUACACGGUGGACUCGGUGGGGGUGGUGGAGGGGGGGGUCUAGUGGCGGAAGAGGAGGACAUGCAAGGAGGCGGGUCAGGUUUUGGAGUAGGAGCUGGAAGCGGAUAUGGAAGCGGCGGCAGACUUGGUGGGGGAAAUGGAGGCGGCGGUGGCGGUGGAGGGUUCGGAGAUGGUGGAGGUGGCGGACUUGGUGGCAGAAGUGGACGUGGAAUUCCUUGA